AUGAGUCCUAGUCCGGUAACAUCAGUGUUGAAGAGGAAGGCCGGUGAAGAAGGUGAGGAAUCAGCUUUCGAACACUUCCAACUUUUGCUAAUGAGAUUCGGGAUAGAUGUGAUGUGUGGAUCGAAGUCAGAGGAUAAGGAAAACGCAAACAUAGAGAAGAAAGCAAAGGUUGACGCUUCUUCAAAUACCUCAUUAGUCGAAUUGAAAGGUCGAAAACUCAUUUUCAAACAAGAGGCAUUAUCUCGCAAACUGCCAAGAAGACAGUUACUAAAUUUCGAAGGAUGGCUGCUCGAUGAGGUAGAAGCGGGUAAAAAGAUCACGGAAGUCCCUGAAGAGUUUUGGGGAUUGAUAGUAAUGGCCGGACAUGAACUAUCGUCAAGUAAUGAAAGUCUUUUCGUCAAAAAUCUGAAAUCUGCUUUGGAUGUGGUGAAAAGUGGUCAAGAUCCACUCCCAAAUGAAGCUGUCAUUCCUCUUAUACCUAAACUGUUCACUUUGAAACAAUACGGCUUCCUUCCUUCGGAUUUCUCUCCUUCCACCUCAACUGUGAAGAUACCAGCAGCACUACAAAUACGCUCUUGGGAAGCCAAUGAUCUGGAGCAGCAUUUCCCCGCGGAUCAAAUUGACGAAUUGAUAACCAGAACAAGGAUGAGAGAGCAAGCAAGGGAAGAUUGCUUGAGGAUAUUAGAUGGUUUAGACGACAUUGAGAAGAUAGAACUAAUUAAGGGGGACAAGGAUAAGGGCAAAGAUGUGAAAGAGGUAAAGGAGAUAAAGGACAAGGUAGUCAAGGAAGAUCUAGUCCCAGAAUCGCCUCGCGUGGAUAGUAGGAAAAGUAGAGAAGGGACCGCCAAUACGGUUGAUUCGUCAAGAAGGAGCGCCUCUCCUACAAAGAAAACUAAAAUGACACCCGAAGAGGAGGAAGCUGCUAGGCUCAGGAAAGAAGAAAAGGAAGCUAAGAAAGCUGAGAUUGUUGAAAAGAGAGCUGCGAAAGAAAGGGAAAAGGAGAGACGAGAUGCUCUUGUGGCCAAGCAACAAAGAACAAUGAUGGGAUUUUUCAAAACCAAACCUCCUACACCUCUCAUCAGCAGAGCUAGUCCAGCGGGUCCAUCUAGUCUAAAAGGCGACGAUGUUUCUCCCGUCAAGAGUAAAGGUAGUGACUAUGCCAGAACAUUUCGACUCAUGCCUCAAAGACCGCAUGUUCACAUCGCUGAGAUGAAUCGAUGGGUACCAAAACGAGAGUUAGACUCAGGAGAAGGUUCAUCAAAAGCAAGUAGUACCUCAGAAGUGGAUAGUUGGCAAGCCAAUGAUUUCAUCGACGAACAUCUACGAAGACACGGCAAGAGUACGCGUUCAUCUCGACGUCAUCUUAUCAAGGGCCUGAAGAUCAUCCCUCCGCAUGGUACAGUGGCGGACGUCUACAGUACUCUGGAGGAUGCGGAAGACCCCCGUGCGGUAUUAAGUCAAUUGAAAGACAGAAACAAAUUUCCCUGGAAAGUCCUUGCUUUCGAUCAACAGACCAGACCCCCUUACUGUGGCACCUUCACCAAGAAGUCCGUGGUAGUCGGACCUCGAACGCCCUUCGCUCAAGAUCCUAUUUUCGACUAUUCCUACGAUUCAAGCGACGACUGGGUGGACGAUGAAGGCGGAGAAGACGUUGAUGAUUUUGGUGAAGGAGAACCCAAGGAGGAUGAGGAGGAUGAAGAUGACGACGAGGACGAAGGGGAAUUCGACGAUUGGCUGGAUGACGCUGAGGAUGUAGAUUUCACGCCUGUUGAAGGUGAAAGCACUCCACAAGCUGAACCUGAACAGGCUAGAUUACCAAUGAAAGUGGUGAAAAAAUCGAGAGAAGUGCCGAAAAAGGUUGUUAAGCUCACUCCAAGUUGGAAAGGACCCGUUUGGGAGAGUAUUAUUGGAGAAGAGGGUACGAAUGGAUUAGAGGGGUAUAGAAUACAGUUGUUGAACGAAACACCUCACUCCAUCGACCCAUUCACAUUCAAAUCAGAUGAACCUGAACAGCGCUUCAAGGCUUCCUUCAGUUCCACCGUCAUCGGUGCUACUCUCAAUGUCCGCUGCCUACUUUCCGUAGAAGCAAUUUUCACUCCAUCCGCUCCACCAGUCCCCGAAAAACCAAAAUCUGUGCCAAACUCAUCAUCGAUUGACUCCAAACCUAUAUAUGCUUCCACAUCAUCAACAGCCGUCAAUGGCGACGUCACACCUCAAUCCCGCUCACGAGCUGCAGGACCUAAAGUUGGUUUCCCAGAAACACACGUCGCGGAAUUGUAUCAACUCAUCGAAGGAAGCAAGAAAAUUAAACCUGAUUUGGUAUCGCAAUUGAGGGAGAGCUUCGAAAACAUAGCUACUAAAGCUGCUAUCGAAGCAAAACUGAAAGAAGUUGCAGUAAGAGAAGGUAAAACCAAGGAUAGCCAAUGGAAAGUCAAACCUGAAGCAUGGAUCGCCAUCGGAAUGACACCACCUACUCCCACGCCUACGCCUACGCCGGUACCAGCACCUACAAUCGUACCUGUGCCUGCGACCAAACCAGUCACAAGCUUUUUUAGCUCUCCGACUCCAACUUCAGCUCCACCUUCACAGACAAAUGGAACAAAAGAGAAAUCACUAGCUGGAACCAUUGACGAACCAAUGAUCAUCGAUGCAUAG
Kwoniella shivajii is the source of this 2655-nucleotide messenger RNA. RefSeq lists its product as uncharacterized. Bases 1 to 2655 code for a protein of 884 amino acids. Gene Ontology annotation, cellular component: CAF-1 complex; nucleus. The transcript has 13 exons. NCBI's taxonomy places the organism in Eukaryota, Fungi, Basidiomycota, Tremellomycetes, Tremellales, Cryptococcaceae. Gene Ontology annotation, biological process: nucleosome assembly. The record is from RefSeq and is a predicted model, not a curated record.